Messenger RNA from Hylaeus volcanicus, 2172 nucleotides. RefSeq names its product protein MTO1 homolog, mitochondrial. Gene Ontology annotation, cellular component: cytosol. NCBI's taxonomy places the organism in Eukaryota, Metazoa, Arthropoda, Insecta, Hymenoptera, Colletidae. Gene Ontology annotation, molecular function: flavin adenine dinucleotide binding. Bases 134 to 2131 code for a protein of 665 amino acids. The transcript is spliced from 8 exons. Gene Ontology annotation, biological process: tRNA wobble uridine modification; tRNA methylation. The record is from RefSeq and is a predicted model, not a curated record.
UAUUUCUUGCAGAAGGUUAGGUUAGGUAGACUCCACUGUCAUUUUUCAUUCAUCUGAUUCGAUCCAUACGAGUAUCUGGUACUGUGUGUAUAUAUUUAAAAAUAUGAAGAUUACUUAAUUAUUCAUUCCCAAAAUGUUUGUCGAUAAAAUGAGUUUUAAAAAGAUUAGACUGCCUUCACUGGGUAGAAACUACAGACAGUUUCUUUGGUUAGUAAGAAAUUCAUCAACUAACAGCGAUCAGCACAAAUUUGACGUUAUUGUUGUUGGUGGUGGUCAUGCUGGUACAGAAGCUUGUGCAGCUGCUGCUAGAAUGGGUGCAAAGACCUUACUGGUUACCCAUAAGAAAAGUACAGUUGGUGAAAUGUCAUGUAAUCCAUCGUUUGGUGGAAUUGGAAAAGGAAAUCUCAUGAGAGAAGUUGAUGCCUUAGAUGGAGUGUGUUGUAGAAUCUGUGAUCUGUCUGGAAUUCAUUAUACUAUACUAAAUAAGAGUAAAGGACCAGCUGUAUGGGGGUAUAGAGCACAGAUCGAUCGUGGUUUAUAUAAGAAACAUCUCCAAGAAGAACUUUUCAACACAUCUGGCUUAGAAAUAUGUGAGUCUUCUGUUGAAGAUUUAAUUAUACAAGGAAAUACACCAAGUUGCCAUGGAAUAAUUCUAAAGGAUGGAACAAAAAUACAUAGCAAUGCAGUUAUUAUAACAACAGGGACCUUUCUAAAGGGUCAAAUCAAUAUUGGCUUAGAAAAGAGACCUGCUGGUAGAAUGGGUGAUGAACCAAGCAUUGGUCUAGCCAAUACACUAGAGAGAGUUGGAUUCAGAAUGGGAAGAUUAAAGACUGGGACCCCACCACGGAUAGAAAAAAGUACCAUAGAUUUUUCCAAAUGUAUAGUAAAGCUGCCAGACAAAGUAUCAACACCUUUCUCAUUUAUGAAUGAAACUGUUUGGCUACCAGUAGAAAAACAGCUAAAGUGUUAUCUAACAUGUACAACUGAAGCUGUCGCGAAGAUAGUAAGGGAUAACAUGCAUCAGAAUUUGCAUGUAACGCAAGAAUUAACAGGUCCGCGAUACUGUCCAAGCCUAGAAAGUAAAAUUUUAAGGUUUGGUGCUAUUCAGCAUCCGAUCUGGCUCGAACCAGAAGGCCUGGAAUCUUCCAUAAUAUAUCCAUCCGGAUUGUCGUGUACGCUUCCGGCUGAGAAGCAGCAAGAGGUUAUCAAUUGUAUUCCAGCAUUAGAAAAUGCAAAAAUGCUGACACCCGGUUACGGAGUGGAGUACGAUUACAUCGAUCCUAGAGAAUUGACUGUUAGGUUAGAAACGAAAAAGAUUCCAGGAUUGUUCCUUGCUGGACAGAUAAAUGGAACCACUGGCUACGAAGAGGCCGCUGCGCAGGGGAUUGUGGCAGGUGCCAAUGCUGCAGCCAAGGUUCUCAGGAAAAAGCCAUUGAUAAUAAGUAGAACGGAGGCCUAUAUCGGUGUUCUUAUCGACGAUCUCAUCAUUCAAGGCACGACCGAGCCCUACAGAAUGUUCACUAGUCGAUCAGAGUUUCGAUUGAGUCUACGACCAGACAACGCUGACCAAAGGCUCACGAGAAAGGGAUACGAAACUGGCUGCGUAUCUGAGAAAAGAAUGGCAAAAACAGAGGAGGUUCUGUCGAAACUAGAAGAUGCUGUAAAAUUGCUCCAAAGCGAAGUACGACCGUGUUCGCAAUGGCAAAAAUUAUUGAAAAUUAAACAAUCCAAAAACUCUCAGAUGAAGUCUGCCUUGGAUAUGUUGGGUAUGUCAGGGGAUGUUGUGACCGUCGAUAUGCUAAGUUCGAUGUUUCCUGAUCGUUUUGGUCACCUCGUCGAUGACCCGGUCAUCGCCCGAAGAUUACAGAUCGAAGCGAUUUAUGCACAUGGCAUCGAGAAACAACUGCACGAGGUCAAUGAAAUUCGCAAGAACGAACAGAUGGUGAUACCUUCGGACAUCGACUAUAACUUGCUGAGAUUGAACUUGUCUAUCGAGGAGAGAGAGAAGCUCUCGGAAUUGCAACCGUACACGAUCGCUGCAGCCAGCCGAAUCCCAGGAGUAACACCAGCGGCCAUCUUGCGGCUGAUAUAUUAUGUAAAAUCAAAUGCGAAUACAGUGUGUAACGUGUAAUCGCGAAUUACUGUAAAUAAAGAAUUUAAUUUUAAACGAAA